Messenger RNA from Drosophila suzukii, 978 nucleotides. Its product is annotated as accessory gland protein Acp29AB-like. Gene Ontology annotation, molecular function: signaling receptor activity. The record is from RefSeq and is a predicted model, not a curated record. Lineage: Eukaryota; Metazoa; Arthropoda; Insecta; Diptera; Drosophilidae.
AAGCCUUUGUCUCGGUUGCUUGCUGUUAAUAUGCUUAAGUUCGCGACUUAUUUUUCGUUGGCAUUCCUUAUAUUGGGUCUCUAUGGAUCCGAGGCAGAAGUUAAGGGUGAAGGCAGAUCUGUAUGCCUACUUCACGACCCACCAAAUCAGUGUGGAGAAUUCUGCCUGGAGGCUCUAAAACCAAUGCUCGAUCACAUAGCUUUCCACCAGAAGGAGUGGAUCGCCUGCGGAACCCAAAAUGAGACCCAGGCGAAGUUGGAUAAAAUCGAGGAUUACCUACUCAAACUUCAGGAAUCUCUGGAGAAAAAGGAGGCUACCUGGAAAACUGUAAUUGAUCGACUUGAGAAGCAAUUGACGGACCUGCAGGAAACACAGUCAAAAGCAAAGAGUUCUGUUUUAUCUCCCCUGUUCCAACGGAUUGGGGAACGAUUAUUUUACAUUGAAAGAGCAAUUCGUCGGACCUGGAAUGAAGCUGAAGAAUCCUGCCGGAUGAUGGGCGGUCACCUUGCGAGUAUCCAACAUGAUGUGGAACUAAAUGCUAUUGUCGAAAAGCUGGAGAGGAGUACUAGCUACUGGCUGGGUGCCACCGACGUCGUCAAGGAGGGGGAAUUUGUCUCGGUCGCCUCUGGGAAACCCACAUCCUUUUUCAAGUGGAAGAGCGGUCAACCCAACAACUUACAUGGCAAUGAUCACUGUGUGGAUAUCUAUAAUGGCUAUAUGUACGACAGCGAAUGUAGUGAAUCCGAAUUUUAUAUUUGCGAGGCGUUGGAAUCAGUAAAAUAAUAAUAUAUUUUGAAUUAAUUAGGAUUCGGUAAUAAGCUGGAAAGCCUGGUAUUAUAUUUAAAGUGGAAAUUAAUAAAACAACGUAACAAAAACUAUAUGAGCGAAAUUGUUGCUAAGCCUGUCCUAACAAGAAUUUAAUGAAUUUGUCGUAUCUCAUUGAGCAAGCACGAAAAAAAAACACAACACAUUAAAUUU